This is a messenger RNA of Scatophagus argus, 1737 nucleotides long. RefSeq names its product cytochrome b-c1 complex subunit 2, mitochondrial. Gene Ontology annotation, cellular component: mitochondrion. Lineage: Eukaryota; Metazoa; Chordata; Actinopteri; Scatophagidae. The record is from RefSeq and is a predicted model, not a curated record. Gene Ontology annotation, molecular function: metal ion binding. Bases 99 to 1478 code for a protein of 459 amino acids. The transcript has 14 exons.
CUUUGAUUCGGUGGCAUGGUGCAGUGCAUUGUGGGUAAGACGUCCGACCGCUGCUAUAUCUGUCUUUCUGCACCGGCUGAAGGAGACAGUUAGUAGCUAUGAGAGGAAUCCGGUCUCUGAACAAUCUCCCCAAACGUUGCUACGCCGCUGCCAGGAGGAGUGAUUCUCUGACUGUACCCCUCCAAGGCCUCAAACCGUCCCCGGCUGCACCUCUCUCUCCCCAAAAUGUCCAGGUGUCCAAGCUUCCAAAUGGUCUGGUGAUAGCAUCACUGGAGAACUACUCCCCCUUGUCCAGUGUUGGUGUGUUUGUGAAAGCAGGUAGUCGCUAUGAGACUAUGGAAAACCAGGGUGUCUCUCAUGUGCUACGACUGGCAGCUAACCUGACGACUAAGGGCGCGUCUGCCUUCAGGAUCUGUCGUGGUGUGGAAUCGCUGGGGGGUAGCCUGAGUGUGACGUCAUCGAGAGAAACCAUGGUCUACACAGUAGACUGCUUGAGAGAUCACCUAGAUUCAUUAAUGGAGUAUUUGGUCAAUGUGACCUCAGCUCAGGAGUUCCGGCCGUGGGAGGUGAAAGACCUGACGCCCAGGGUGAAGACUGAUAAAGCUCUGGCUCAGCAGUGUCCUCAGAUAGGUGUAAUUGAGAAAUUGCAUGAGGCAGCGUACAAAAACGCCCUGUCCAACUCUCUGUACUGCCCUGACUACAUGGUCGGUCGAAUCUCUCCCAACCAGCUGCAUUCAUUUGUUGAGGACAAUUUCACCACUGGCAGAAUGGCUCUUGUAGGACUUGGUGUGAAGCACUCUGUCCUGAGGCAGGUGGGCGAGGGGCUCCUGAGUGUCCGCACUGGUGCUGGAGCACCUACGGCUAAGGCUGUGUACCGUGGAGGUGAGCUGCGGGUUCAGACCAACGACGACCUGGUCCAUGCACUGAUUGCCAGUGAGGGUGGUGUGGCAGGUAGUGCAGAGGCUAAUGCCUUCAGCGUGUUGCAAAGGAUCCUGGGAGCUGGGCCACAUGUAAAGAGAGGCUCCAACAUCACCAGCAAAAUGAGUCAGGGUAUUGCCAAAGCUACUGGACAGCCCUUUGAUGCCACAGCCUUCAAUGCCUCAUACUCGGACUCUGGUCUGUUUGGCAUCUAUACAAUUGCACAAGCUGACUCAGCAGGAGAGGUGAUCAAAGCUGCAGUUGCUCAAGCAAGAGGUGUGGCUGAGGGAAAUGUAUCAGCAGCUGACAUCACCAGAGCAAAGAACCAGGUGAAAACAGAGUACCUGAUGUCACUCGAGAGCCCUGAAAGCCUUUUGGAGGAGAUCGGUGCUCAGGCUCUGGCCACUGCAGGGUACCAGCUCCCCGACAAUGUUGUCCAGGCUAUAGAUGCUGUAACCAAGGACGAAGUGGUCAAGGCUGCAAAAAAAUUUGUAGAUGGCAAGAAGACCAUGGCAGCUAGUGGAUGCCUUAAGAAUACCCCGUUCGUAGAUGAAGUAUGAAAGCAAAGUAUAAGAAGUGCUGAUGUUAAAUCAGGCAUGAUGUGCCUGGCUGCGUAAAACAGAAAGAGGACCUCAGAGCUCAGACCUCAGAACCACAGCCACCUGCAGCAGUUCAUCUGAUUUCAACAGUCAAUUGUAAUUUGUCCUGCAGUAAGUGUAAACACCACACCAGGGAGCCAGAGAAUCAUAAUGCAAUUUUUUUUUGUUUUGUCAAUUUAAGUGUAUAUCUAUGUAAAUUAAAAUAAUAACUUGAAGAACA